AGUCCAGCAGGAAGUAUUCUUAAAAAAACAACAGCUUUAUUAAGAUCUAUUCACAUACCAUUCAAUUCACCCAUUUAAAAUGUACUAUUCAAUGGUUUUUAGUAUAUUCACAGAUAUGUGCAACCAUCACCAAAGUCAACUUUAAACAUUUUCAUCACUUAAAAAGAAGCUCCAUACUCAUUAGCUAUCAUCCUGCAACCCCUUAUUCCUCUAUCCCCCCAACCAAUCCAAUUUUUAUUUAUUUACUUUUAAUAGAUGAAUCGGGGGCUUCCCUGAUGGGCAGAUCAAGCAGGCUGUAGCCUGACCAAGAGAAAAAGAUUCCAAAAGGCACAUAGGGUUUCAGUUCACAGGGACAGAAACUCUUCUCCUGCUUGCAAUCCUUACCUCCCAGUGUCUGCCCCAUUAGCAGUAGCCUCCUCUUUACUUUUUAGAAAAUGAACAUGAAUUUAGGAUAUUCUGAGUGCCCGGCACUAUGCUAAGUGCUUUCAUAUACCUUUUAUCUUGAAAUCUUUCCAAAAACUCUAUCAAGUAGUCAUUACCUCCCAUUUCACAAAUGGUGAACUGAAACUCAGUUUCCGAAUCGUGCCUGAGGCCACACAGCUGCAGUUAGAACCCAGCUAUCUGACUCCAAAGCCCAUAUUUCCACUUCAUCAGACUUCGUCGAUUGCCUGUUUUCCCAGCCCUUCACCUGCACACGGCUUCUCCCACAUACAUCGUAUCUGACCAGCCUCCCAAGUGGGUGAUCCAGAAGAUGACAGCCUACUCUCUUGGCCAAACCCUAUAUCCCUGGGAUUUUCUUUUCCUUCAACAACCAGUCCAAGUGCCCGCUCUUUCCCCGGACUCCUCAGCCCUAUAACAGACCAGCCUCACAGCAGGGAGAACGCUGGGUUGGUAUCCAGCAGGUGCUGAAUUAGUAUCUGUGGCCUGUCAUCUCGUUGGUUUGCCUCUCUCCUGUCUUACGCACCUGUACUGUGACCUGGUCUUAGGCAUCCAAAUGUCUCCAGCGCCCAGCUCUGAGCCAGGCACAUAAAAUAUGAAGGAACUGAUUGAUCAAACUAAGAGUCCCUGGAUGGGUCAGGGAUCUCGGCCCCGGACAGGAUACCUUCGGGCCAACAAGGGAAGGUACAGACUGGCGACUGCGGUAAGCUCAUCGGUGCCCAGCAGGUGGCGCCGCACACCGGAGGCCGGCCCUUCCCGUCGCGUGGUCGGCCGCGGCGCGGGCACGCAGCCCCUCCUCCUUCCGCUGAGGCAGCCCCGCCUUCCCGCAAGGCCUGACGCAAACGCGGGGCUCGGCCCCGCGCCGCAGCCCGCUCCCCGCCGCUGUGACCGCUAUGGGGUUUGCCGGGACCUGCGCGCGUGGCUGGGGUACAGCCGCUAAGAUGGCCCGGAGGCGCCACCGCGCGGAGGGAGCGGCAAGUCCGCCGACUCAGGGGUUCAGUGGCCAGCGCGCGGCGCUUUACGUCCACGUAAGUGGGGAGGGGGCGCCACGUGGCCGCCUGUCACGCUGGGAACCCACCUGCCAUCCUCCCCACCCCCACACGAGGUCUGGGAGUGGGCGCGGUGCUCUGACAAGGAAAUGUCUUGAUAGGGAGACCUGAAGCCUCGGUGACCCUGACCAAGUAAUUUCUCUUCUGAACUUGGGCAUAAUGUUUCCAGUGCGAAUAGUUUGUGGCUUAGAUGGUGUAGCGACUGUUGACGGACCUCGGAAUGGGGUGUCUGGGACUGAAGCUGGCAGUGGCAGGGCCGCCCGGGGUCACCCGUCGGCCCGCUCAUACACCCCCUGCCCCCAGUGGCCGUACUGCGAGAAACGCUGCAGUUACUGCAACUUCAACAAGUACAUCCCCCGCGGCGUAGAGGAGGCUACCCUGCGGAGCUGUCUGGUGACUGAGGCUCAGACUCUGCUGCGGCUCAGCGGGGUGCGGCGGGUGGAAUCUGUGUUCUUUGGUGGGGGCACCCCCAGUCUGGCCAGUCCCCACACUGUGGCUGCUGUUCUGGAGGCAGUGGCCCAGGCAGCCCAUCUCCCUGCAGACUCGGAAGUCACAUUGGAGGCCAACCCCACUUCGGCCUCAGGCCCCAGGCUGGCAGCUUUUGGGGCAGCAGGAAUCAACAGGUUAUCCAUUGGCAUCCAGUCCCUGGAUGAUACUGAGCUGCAUUUGCUGGGGCAGACACACUCAGCCAAUGAUGCUCUGCAGACACUGGCAGAGGCCCGGCACCUCUUCCCUGGGCGUGUGUCUGUGGACCUGAUGCUGGGGUUGCCAGCACAGCAGGUGGGGCCGUGGCUCUGGCAGCUGCAGGAACUGCUGCACCACUGUGAUGACCACAUGUCCCUCUACCAGCUGUCCCUCGAGCGGGGCACUGCGCUCUUCACUGGGGUGCAGCAAGGAGUCCUUCCUGCCCCUGACCCUGAGCUCGCUACUGAGAUGUACCAAGAAGGACGGGCAGUUCUUCGGGAGGCUGGCUUCCGCCAGUAUGAGGUCUCCAACUUUGCCCGGAAUGGGGCGCUCAGUACCCACAAUUGGACUUACUGGCAGUGUGGUCAGUACCUUGGCGUUGGGCCUGGGGCCCAUGGGCGAUUUACACCCCAGGGGGCCGGGGGCCACACCCGGGAGGCUCGGAUCCAGACGCUGGAGCCUGACAACUGGAUGAAGGAGGUGAUGCUGUUUGGUCACGGCACCCGGAAGCGCGUGCCCCUGGGCGAGCUAGAGCAGCUGGAGGAAGUUUUAGCCAUGGGGCUACGCACAGAUGUGGGGAUCACUCACCAGCACUGGCAGCAGUUUGAGCCCCAGCUGACUCUUUGGGACAUAUUUGGAGCCAACGAGGAGGUGAAGGCACUGCUGGAGCAGGACCUAUUGUUGCUGGACCACAGGGGUCUUCGGUGUUCCUGGGAGGGUCUGGCUGUGCUAGACUGUCUGUUGCUGACUCUUCUGCCUCGACUCCAAGAGGCCUGGCAGCAGAGAUCCCCCUCCCCUGGGCCAGGAGGAUGACCAAAUGUCCCUGUCUCCCAGGACAAUGCCAGAAAUGGUCACCCAGUUUUAUUUAAACAGUCUAAUAAGCCCUGUGGAAUCAGCCUUGACUGUGGACCCCUCCUUUGUCUGGAAGCCUUCCCUGGAGUAUGGAAUCUGGAUUUGCAGAUGAGAGGCUUGGUCUAGGGCUGAAAUUCCUUCCCCCACUCCUUACAUUUCAUUUUGAAAGAUUUUUAAACAUACAGAAAAGUUGAAAGAAUAGUUCACUGUAAACCAUAUAACCUUCAUUGCAGGGUGUCCAUAAAGUCUGGAAAUAGGAAGUAUUCAUAAUGUCAUCAAGGACGUCUUCAACCCGUAAAAAAAUAAAAUAGCCAUGUUUCCAGACUUUGUGCUCACCCCUAUAGAGUUACCAGUUGCUAAGUCUGGUCACCUUUACUUAAUCUUCAGCUAGCUAGCUAAUUUCUUUCUUUCCUUUUCUUCUCUUCUCUUUUUCUUUGCUGUACCAUUUGAAGAAACUCACAGACAGCACGCAUUUUAGCUUGUAUCUCUUAGGAAAAAGAAUGUUUUCCUAUAUAGCCACACCACCUUCAUCAACCUAAGAAAAUUUACAUUAAUGCAGUAAUGUGCAAUCCACUUUCAAAUUUCUCCAGAUGUCUCUAAAACACCUUAAAGCUUUUUGGGGGCUUGGGGGAAGACACAGAUUCCAAUGAAAUUUUAUGCUUUACUUUUGACUAUUAUGCCUCUUUGGCCUCUUUUUUAAAAGCCUCCUUCCUUUUGUUUAUUUUUCAUGACACUCAAUUUUUCAGAGUGAAGGCAUUUUUCUUACAGCAUAUCCCACAUUCUGGGUGUGACUGUUUCCUAAUGAUCGGGUUUGGAUUAAAUAUUUUUGGCAAGGAAACGUAUAGAUGUUGUGUAGCUCAAGGUAUGUAAUGCCAGGUUGGCCCACUAUUGGAAUAAUACUGAUUUUGAUGACAUGGUUAAUGUGGUAGAUGUCCAGUCUGUCCAUUGUACAGGUUCAUUAUUUCCCUGGAAAUUAAUAGAUUAUCUGCAGGGUGAUAACCUUGAGACCAAAUGCAUGCCCUGGGUCCUAACAAUCAUUUGCCCAGUGAUUUUAGCAUUCAUCAAUGAGCCUUGCUUAAGUCAGUGAUUAGUUUGGGAGUUGCAAAAUAGUAAUUUCUGACUCUCAUUCCAUCUACGUUCAUUACCUUGCAUUCAUCCAUAAAAAACAGCUUUCCCUUUUUUUUGAAGGCCUGAUACUUUUACCCUAAAAACUGUAUGUAUGUGUGUAUGUGUGUGGUGUGUGGUGUGCAUGUGUGUGCGUGUGUGCGUGUGUGUGCGUGUGUGUGCUUGUUCUCAUAGAGAGAGAGAAGGGGGCAUUUUCCUUAUAGUAUGAAAGGGUACCAUGGUGCCAAAAGGGAUUUAGUACCGCUGCAAAUCAGGGCAUGCUAAGCUCAGCCUCCAGCUGGGUGACUUUGGAUUUUCUCCACCCAUCAGAGGUGAGCAUGUGCAUUUGCUGUGUGCCUAGUGGGUGUCAAUACCAGUCCUUCUCUGACCCUGUGAUAACACAGUAAGUGUUACUACCUGCCCUUUAUUCAUGAAAUAUUCAGCAAGCACUAGUGAAGUGCCAGGCACUGUGCCAGGCCCACAGAGAGGAGUAAGACCUGACCCAGCCCUCGAGGAACUGCCAUGUUGAUAGAUGUGUAAAGAGAUAAAUUACAGGGUUAUCAGUAAAGAUGGGCAGGCACGUUGCAGAAGCCUACGGUGUAUUUGGUUCUUAGAGGCUGGGGGCAAGAAAGGAGGAGUACCCUUUUCCUACUACCUCCUCUGGCCCUGGGGUGGCGUGCAGGGUGGCCGGUGCUGCCUGGAGGAGCCUCUUCCUGAGCCUUCCCCUGGUCUUGAUAUUCAAGAAGUCAGCACAGGGCCAGGGCAGAUGCACCAUCAGAUAGCCUGGGCCUACUCAGGUUUCUCCCAUCUGCCAGAGCUCGCACCACCUGAGAGGCCUGGGCCCUCUCUGCUGGGCCUCCUCACAAGGCCUGUCAGAGGAGCUGGACAGGAGCCAGAGCCAGGUAGGGGUGGCACAGAUCACCUCCUGUGACUCAGCCUGGUCCCACCCUUACAAGGUGAAUCAGAAUCUCCAGGAGGUGGAGCCCAGGAAUCUAGUUUUUAAAUGCUUCCUAAACAUUCCUAAUGAUCUGGCCAGUUUGGGAAGCCCUGUCAUCUCCUACCUUCCAUCCUGAUAGGCUGGGGGGCAGGAGGAACAAGGGGGACAUGGCUGCUUCCAGACAUGACAGAGUGGAGUGAGGUCCUUCCCUCUGCAUCCUGGGCCCUCCCCAGCUCGUCCAUCAGAGGGGUCCUCCUCCUCCUCCUCCAUAUGGAGACUUUGGUUGUCAUCUUUUCACCCGCCCUACUGAAAAGGACACAAACAUAAAUGGAAGGGAUGCACAGAUACUGUGGUGAUGAGUGAUGGGAGGGGCUGGGGAGAAGUAAUAUGUGUAAGUGUGUGGUUACAGUCUGAAGGGCCAAACCUUCCUAGUGCAAGAGCACAAUUUUAAAGCCCUCCAAUUAAGCCACCCCACCCAACCAACUACGGCUGACCCUUGAACAACACGGAUUUGAACUGCACAGAUCCGCUUACAUACAGAUUGCUUUCAAGAAAUACACUGGAAAAUUUUUUGAAGAUUUGCCACAACUUGAAAAACAUUUUCUUUUUUCUAACUUGCUUUAUUGUGAGAGUACAGUAUAUAAUACAUAUAACAUUACAAAAUAUGUGUUAAUUGACUGUUUAUGUUACUGGUAAGGCUUCUGGUCAAUAGUAGGCAAUUAGUCAUUAAGCUUUAGGGGAGUCAAAAGUUUUUUGUGGAUUUUUGUGCCCAGGAUCAGCACCUCUAACCAGGCCUUUUUAAAGGUCAGCUAUAAUGUGAAGUAGGCAUGGCAGCUAUUUUAAUUUCCAUUUUACAUAUGGAAGCAAAGAGAUUCUUGACUCACAUUAUAUAUAUAUAGUAAGUAGCAGACCUGGCAUAACACUUCUGGACAUCCAGAACUUACUGUUACAUUGUCAUUUUAUAUUUAUAGAUCCUGGUUGAUUAAGCUGUCUCUUAAAUUAGGCAAAUCCCUGACUUCUGUCUGGCCUCUACCUCAGGCUUGAAGCCAUCCUUUCUGCCUGGUGCUGGGUAGCGUGCACUCAGUGCCUGUAUUUUCCCUC
Manis javanica (Malayan pangolin) is the source of this 6165-nucleotide messenger RNA. RefSeq names its product radical S-adenosyl methionine domain containing 1 (gene RSAD1). Gene Ontology annotation, biological process: porphyrin-containing compound biosynthetic process. Gene Ontology annotation, cellular component: cytoplasm; mitochondrion. The record is from RefSeq and is a predicted model, not a curated record. Gene Ontology annotation, molecular function: 4 iron, 4 sulfur cluster binding; coproporphyrinogen oxidase activity. Lineage: Eukaryota; Metazoa; Chordata; Mammalia; Pholidota; Manidae.